Catharus ustulatus (Swainson's thrush) is the source of this 1402-nucleotide messenger RNA. It is a transcript of the gene NSUN4, whose product is annotated as NOP2/Sun RNA methyltransferase 4. The coding region runs from base 1 to 1254 and encodes 417 amino acids. Gene Ontology annotation, molecular function: methyltransferase activity. The record is from RefSeq and is a predicted model, not a curated record. NCBI's taxonomy places the organism in Eukaryota, Metazoa, Chordata, Aves, Passeriformes, Turdidae. Gene Ontology annotation, biological process: rRNA methylation. The transcript is spliced from 6 exons. Gene Ontology annotation, cellular component: mitochondrial large ribosomal subunit.
AUGGCGGCGCUGGGCGGGCGCGGGCGGGCGGCGGCCGCGCUGCUGCGCCGGGGAGCGGCACCGGGAGCGGCACCGGGAGCGGCACCGGGCGCGGGGCAGCGCCGGCACCGGCACAAGGAGAAAUGGGCUGCCACGGCCCCGCGCGUCCCGUCCACGCGGCUGGCGCUGCACCACUUUGACACGAGCUACGGCCUGGCCCUGGGGGCCCUGUGGCCCUCGGUCCGCGCUGCCCUGCUCUGUGAGCAGAAGUACGGGGCUCUCCUCAACAACUUCGCUGCUGCUGACCACGUUCCCCAAGAGCUGGAGCUGCUCAACGCCACCAAUUUCAUUUCCGAGGCCCCCCAAAAGGCGCAGCUCUGGCAGCAGGGUGCAGCUGUGGGGGAAGCCAGAGGGUGCCAGGAGGGCUCUGCUGAGGGCAGGGCUGUGAUGCAGGCAGGAAUGAUGACACAGGCAGAGAUGUCCCCACCACUUUGCACCUCCAUCAGCUCCAAAAUCAAGUGUUACACCUUUCCUAGGGGUGACAUCACGCGCUUUCGCCCUGCACGGCCGGAUGCUCUGGGGCUCCUCGACUAUUACCUGAUGGAUGCAGCCUCUCUCCUACCUGUCCUGGCACUCAACGUGCAGCCAGAUGACUUUGUCCUCGAUCUCUGUGCGGCUCCGGGUGGGAAGACUCUGGCUCUGCUGCAGACUGGGUUUUGUGGGCAUCUGGCAGCCAACGACGUCUCAGUUUCCCGGACAAAGAGGCUGUACCAGAUUCUCCAUAGCUAUGUCCCCAGAGAAGUCAGGGAUACUGUGAGUGUCACCUCCUACGAUGGAAGGGACUGGGACCAGGUGGAAGGUGGCACUUUCCAUAAGGUGCUGGUGGAUGUGCCCUGCACGACAGACAGACACUCUGCCAUGGAGGAGGACAACAACAUCUUCCACAGGAGGCGAACCAAGGAGCGUCAGAUGCUGCCCAUGCUGCAGCUGCAGCUGCUGAUGGCUGGGAUCCUGGCCACCAAGCCGGGAGGGGAUGUGGUGUAUUCCACGUGCUCCCUGUCCCCGCUGCAGAACGAGUGUGUGGUGGAGAGGGCUCUGGACAUUGCACAAACCCAGUUCAACAUCAGUAUCCACGUGGAGGACUUGAGCCACUUCAGGACGCUCUUCCAGGACACGUUUUCCUUCUUCUUGGACUGCCGGCUCGGGGAGCUUGUCCUGCCUCACCUCACAGCCAACUUUGGGCCCAUGUAUUUCUGCAAACUACGUCGCAUGUAGAAGGGAGAACAGACUCUUUGCUGCCCAGGAAAUAGCCCAAUAUUUAAGGGAAAGCAGAACUGCUUUAUAUUUAUUUUUCUUUCUAAAAUGUCCCAAAGGAUGCCUGCUUUUUCACUGCAGACAUAGGGAAUAAAUGAGAAAGACCUGC